Calidris pugnax (ruff) is the source of this 4283-nucleotide messenger RNA. RefSeq names its product SH3-domain binding protein 2 (gene SH3BP2). Gene Ontology annotation, molecular function: SH3 domain binding. Bases 143 to 1855 code for a protein of 570 amino acids. The record is from RefSeq and is a predicted model, not a curated record. The transcript is spliced from 13 exons. Lineage: Eukaryota; Metazoa; Chordata; Aves; Charadriiformes; Scolopacidae. Gene Ontology annotation, biological process: signal transduction.
UUUGGCCACAGCGCAGAGCAGAUGCACAAGCAGUUGUGGCAGGGUUUCUUUUCCUUUUGUGUGUUGAGCUUACAGCAGCUAUUGCAGCCUCUUUCAACCUUAUAAUACACAGAACGGGGAGAAGUGCAGAGAUGUUCCUGUCAUGCCUGAGAGGGGUCAUAAGUUAUUAAUGGCUUGGUCAUCACAGAGGAAACAAUCAUUUGGUGAAACUGUCAGCAGAAGAACUAUGUGCCGAUCUGGCACGUUCACCAGAACGAUGGCCUCGCAGGAGCAGGUCUGGCCAGUCCCAAUGAAGGCAAUUGGAGCACAAAACCUUUUGACAAUGCCUGGAGGAGUGACCAAAUCAGGGUAUCUUCAUAAAAAAGGAGGCACCCAGCUGCAGAUCUUGAAGUGGCCAUUGAGAUUUGUGAUUAUCCAUGAGGGAUGUAUUUACUAUUUUAAGAGCAGCACGUCUGCAUCGCCACAGGGUGCAUUUUCUUUGAAUGGUUACAACAGGGUUAUGCGGGCAGCUGAGGAGACAACAUCAAGCAACGUGUUUCCUUUCAAGUUAGUUCACAUUAGCAAGAAACACAGGACGUGGUUUUUUUCAGCGUCUUCUGAAGAUGAAAGAAAGAAUUGGAUGCUAUCCCUGAGGAGGGAAAUUGAUCACUACCAUGAGAAGAAAGAAACAAUGACAGAAUUCAGUGAUUCUGGUUCUGAUGCAGACAGUUUCUACGGCUCAGUAGAACGUCCCAUUGAUAUCAAGUAUUCUCAUCAUUCAGCAGAUAAUGAAGAUUAUGACCAGGAGGAAGAGGAUGAAUCUUACUUGCAGCCAGAUACUUCUGACAUACUGAAAGAUGAUAUGGUCCUGCCUCCAGCCUACCCGCCUCCACCAGUUCCUCAUGUCAGAAAAGUUUCCUAUGCUGAAUCAAGGGCGAAUUCCUUUGCUGGCAAAUCUACUGUGCCGGUACCACCACCACCUCCUAAAAGAAGCUUACCUGAUAUCAAACUAGAGGAUCACUUAAAUGUGAGAGAACCCCAGUUACCUAAUCUAAAGAUUCAAUCCCCGUGUCGGAGACCAAGUGAACAGCUGCCUCCUGUACCCCCUCUACCUCUUUUCAAAAAGCCUCUGUGUGUCAAAGAAUCAUGCUCGUUGCCUCCAGAGCCUCUGCCUCUAGCUCAAGUUCUUGCUACCCCAGAAGGAUGCGAGAAGCUGAAAACCUUAAACCUGUCACCACGAACUCCUCCUCCACUACCAAGCAGUAAACCCAAGCUGUCACAGCUUACUGAGAAACCAGUGGAGCCCAAAGUGCCAAGAGAACACGGUAAACCUGGACUGUUUGUGCCACCAGUGCUCCCAAAGCCACCUGUGCCAAGCCACCAGCCCCCUGGAGUCAAACCUAAACCAGAGAAGUCUUCGUGUCCCCAGUUACAAUCACCACCAGAUGGGCAGAGUUUUAGAAGCUUCUCAUUUGAAAAACCAGCACUACCCUCCAAGCCAAACCAACCUGAUGAUGAUUCUGAUGAUGACUAUGAAAAAAUUGGGCUGCCUGCUUCAGUGUUUCUUAAUACCUCUGAAUCCUUCGAAGUUGAAAGGACAUUUAAAGCCAGUAGUCCACGGGGACAACCACAAAAUGGAUUGUACUGUAUUAGGAACUCAUCUACUAAGCCUGGAAAGGUAUUGGUUGUAUGGGAUCAAUCUGCAGAAAAAGUGAGAAACUACAGAAUCUUUGAAAAGGAUUGCAAGUUUUACCUGGAUUCAGACAUCAUGUUUUUGAACAUGGGAAGUUUGGUGGAAUACUAUAGCACUCAUGUCUUACCUAGCCACGACAGCCUGAUUCUUCGGUGUCCGUACGGUUACUCUAAACCAAGGUGACAUGACUGGUGUAACUGACUGACACUUAGGACAAAUGGGUACCCUCCUGCCCUCCAAUUCAAUGUGGACUUCUGCCGCUCUUGGACAUCCCAGUGUUUGCACACAGAAACUGAGUUGGUUUCAACUGUUUAUUCUCACGUGAAUAUAUAGACUCCACUUAAUGAACUCUUGGUAAAACCUUACAAUCCAGAUCAGUGGAUUUCAUGGUCUUUUAUUUUAAAAAGAUCUGAACUGACUGUGCUGUGAAAGCUGUCCACGAUACCUACACUUUUGAUAAAACUGCUGCUAUUACUAAUCUCCUUGGAAGGUGGAAGGAAGAUGGACAUGAACAAAGAAGUGGUCUGAAUACAACCAACACAGAAAAGGGAAACUUCUGAAAUGAUAUCAGAGUUUACUUGUGACAGGGAAUACUAAUAUUCUGACUUGAAGGUAUUACUCCUUAGGUCAGUACUGGUGCUUAACUGAGAGUUUUUAUAUUACUUGUAUAAUUGACAUGUAAAUAAUGAAGACUUCUGUGCAAAUAAUUUGGUUUACUAUAGGUAAAGAUGAUCAGGAAAUGUGGCUUUUUUUAAGCCACCUCAUACAUAAAUGUAACUUCAGAUUCCAAUGUCUUGCCAACUGAUACGGUUGUGGAGUCCCACGUAUUACUUAAUGCCCUGUGCUUCAGAUAGGCAUGGGAUAACGUUGACUCGGCCUUCAUGGGAGCCCUGUUACUUAGUUCUGAACUGGAAGGGCAGGUGCCACUAGUAUUUUUAUUGGGUAUGAGAAAAGAGAAAGGUCUACUUAAUCUUAAGGGGGAAGAGAGGGAGUCUUCUGAAUACCCCAGGUUCUGACUAGCGGUUUUCUCUCACUUUGCCAUCAUGAAAGGUACUUUAAAACAGAGCACAGAAAAAAGCCUCAAUCCACGAGUGUGAUGCCACUAUCGCUCCGUAAUUCUUUGUGGUCAGUCUCUUAGGAUCAGGUUGUCAGCCCGUUGCAUUCUGUUCUGUUCUAGGGCAAAACAUAGUGCCUUAGGCUACUUUUUGUAGUUCAACAAGAGUUUUUCCAUUAUUAAAAUCACUACACAGCUUGUAGUUGCAUACAAAAUAAAACCUGGUUUUAACAUGCUAUCAGCACUGUCAGACUAUCAGUGAUAAGUGUUAGCAGGGUGCUUGUAAUAUUUGUUCCCUAAUAUUUUGGGGACAGGUAUCCUAAAACCAAGGGCUUGAUAUUUAUGCCGAAAUUAUCCUGUUCCUAAAUUUUAAUGAAGAGGAUAAAUUUAUUUUAAUGACCUGUUAAGUAACUAUUGAUUCAAAAGUACUGCUAUAAUGGUCUCAUAUCUCUAAUAAUGUUUACAAGACUUGUAAAAAUAAUUUAAAAAAAAAAAUGCUGCCACUCCUGAAACAGGAGAAGGUAGUUUCUAUCAGUCUUAAUCUGUAUCUAUAAACUUCAUUUUUUUUUCUGUUACUUUUUCAAAGUUUAUACAUCAGUUUUAAUCUUGUUACAGUUAGAUGAUCACACCUUUAAAAACAUAAACAAAAAUGUUACAGAAUAAGAAUUUUCUGUUUAUGAAAACAGUAAACCACGAUUUAAUCCCUAAGGGAUUAGAGAUGCAAUAUUAGGGCCAUACAUAGGAAUAGAGGCAAGAAACUGCCUGUCUUUCCCAAGAGACAGACAUACACAGUAUCAGUCUUUUGAUCUCUGUUCCCACUGUAAUUGGCUUUAUGUGCACAAAGUAAAGAACAUGCUGUACUUAAAUGUCAGAUUCUGUUGAAUAUUGGAUAUUUAAAGUUUCUAAUUGCUUUUAUUUUAAAUGAUUACCCCUGUGGUUCACUACUCUGAUAUGAUCCACUCUGUAAAGAAGGCUCAGCCAACAAAACAUUAAAAAAAAUACUUUUGGCGUAGAGCGAUAUGUGUAUCAGAGCAAGCUCUACUUUCUUGCAGUAUUUACACAUACUCUUUACAGAGUAAAUAUUUCUCUGUCUGGGAAUAAUUGACUUCAUUGUGUCGUGACAGUCAUAGAAUAUGCUAUCUUUUGGGGUCCUAUCCAGAUAUUUAAAUUUUUUUUGCAAUCGUAUAUCUUAAGUAUUUUUACAGUUUAAAAAUCUUAUGUAAUCCAAUACAUAUAAAACAUAACACUGUCUUUACCUGUGUAAUACAAGAUUUGCAAAUAUGUAAAUUUUCAUAUUAAUUUCCUUUUUUAUAUAAAUGUAUAUAUUUCUAAAUUGGAUAAACUUUCAAUGCCAGUCAACCUAAUUCCGUGCAGUCAUCUUUAACUUUAUGGGUGUGUGUUUUCAUGCUUUUGUUUGCAGUUGUGUUAAAUAGUGCUUGAUUCUUCUAACUGUGAAGUUAGAAGAAUUAGUUUUCAGCCCUCUUAAGAAGCAAAUCUUUAUGUAAGCAACCCUAUUAGCAACUUGACAUUCUGGUCAUCAGUGUGGCUGGGGGCAGA